Messenger RNA from Mastomys coucha (southern multimammate mouse), 3995 nucleotides. It is a transcript of the gene Rps6kc1, whose product is annotated as ribosomal protein S6 kinase C1. Gene Ontology annotation, molecular function: phosphatidylinositol binding; ATP binding; protein kinase activity. Bases 120 to 3293 code for a protein of 1057 amino acids. Gene Ontology annotation, cellular component: early endosome. Gene Ontology annotation, biological process: protein phosphorylation. The record is from RefSeq and is a predicted model, not a curated record. NCBI's taxonomy places the organism in Eukaryota, Metazoa, Chordata, Mammalia, Rodentia, Muridae. The transcript has 15 exons.
GCAGCCCCCAGGAGCCACCGCCCCCUCGUCGCGGUGCUCGCGCUCAGUGCUGCGUGAAGUCCGGCGCGGCUGGGGCUGCCCGAUGGUCCCCAGCUGGGGGAAGCACGGGCGGAGGGAGGAUGACCUCUCCUUGGGGUCACAGUGCCGACCUGGCCCGCUUCUACACUGUCACCGAGCCCCAGCGACACCCCAGGGGCUACACGGUCUAUAAGGUUACUGCACGGGUUGUUUCACGAAGAAAUCCAGAGGACGUCCAGGAGAUAAUCGUGUGGAGGAGAUACAGCGACUUUAAGAAGCUGCACAGAGAAUUAUGGCAAAUUCACAGGAAUGCAUUUCGACACUCUGAGCUAUUUCCCCCGUUUGCUAAAGGAACCGUGUUUGGGCGAUUUGACAAAACUGUGAUUGAGGAGCGACGGCAGUGUGCUGAGGACCUGCUGCAGUUCUCUGCCAACAUCCCCGCCCUGUACAACAGCAGGCAGCUCCAGGACUUCUUCAAGGGUGGGAUAAUUAAUGACGGCUCUGAAUUAAUUGGCCCUGCUGACGCUUACCCGGACUCCCCCGCCAACACCUUCCCUGAGUGUGGUGCCGAAGGAUUCUCCAGUGACAGUGACCUUCUGUCCCUCACUGUUGAUGUGGACUCUCUUGCCGAGGUAGACGAUGGAAUGGCUUCCCGUCAGGGUUCUCCCAGUAGAACUUUUGGUCUGAGUCUGUCUACAGAUUCUUCGGCAGUAGGGGCUGUUGCCUCUGACAGUGAAGCAAGCAAAGCAGAAGGCCGAGAAAGCCGCAGCCUCUUCCCCAGCAGCUUAAAGCCGAGGCUUGGCAGGAGAGAUUACCUGGAGAAGGCAGGGGAGCUUAUCAAGCUGGCCUUAAAGAAGGAGGAGGAAGAUGACUACGAAGCUGCUUCUGACUUUUACAGGAAGGGCGUCGAUCUGCUCCUAGAAGGUGUACAAGGAGAGUCGAGCCCCACACGCCGGGAGGCUGUGAAGAGAAGAACUGCAGAGUACCUCAUGCGUGCAGAGAGCAUCUGUGGUCUCCGGGCCACGCCUCCGCUCCACACGGGACCUCAGCCUCCAGGAUCACUAAGUUCAAGGCCCCCUUGGAACCUGAGGAGCCCCGCCGAGGAGCUGAAGGCCUUCAGAGUCCUUGGGGUGAUUGACAAGGUUUUACUUGUAAUGGACACAAGGACAGAACAGACAUUCAUUUUAAAAGGUCUAAGGAAAAGCAGUGAGUGCAGCAGGAACAGAAAGACCAUCAUCCCCCGCUGCGUGCCUAACAUGGUGUGUCUGCACACGUACAUCGUCUCGGAGGAAUCGGUGUUUCUUGUGCUGCAGCGCGCCGAAGGUGGCAAACUCUGGUCGUAUAUUAGUAAAUUUCUGAACAGAAGCUCUCGAGAAAGCUUGGACAUUGAGGAAGUGAGGCCGUCCAUGCCUCCUCAAGUGUGUCUGCAGCAGCCAAGUGCCAGUCCUCAGGGUGGCAGCAGCUUCGAGUCCCGAGGGAGCGACACGGGGAGCAUGCUGAAGGUUCUGCCUCUGAAGAUGAGUCUCACCCCGAGUUCUCAAGACGACAGUAACCAGGAGGAUGACGCCCAGGACAGCUCUCCCAAGUGGCCGGACUCGGGCUCCAGUUCAGAGGAAGAAUGCACAGCUGGCUACCUAACGCUGUGCAACGAGUAUGGGCAAGAAAAGAUUGACCUGGCAUCUCUGAAUGAGGAGUCUGUCUCGCAGCCUGAAGGGGACAAGGCUGAUACCCAAGCUGUUAGGAGUUUCCCAGCAUCCCUCACUACUGACAGUGCGAGCCCUAGCACCCAGCUCAAGUUCUGCCCUGGAGAUGAGGACCUAGAAGCAGUUUCUUCUCCUCGAGCAUCUGAUUCCCUCAGUAGGUCAAAAAACAGCCCUAUGGAGUUCUUCAGGAUAGACAGCAAAGACAGCACGAGUGAACUCCUGGGGCUGGAUUUUGGUGAGAAGUUACACAGUCUGAAACCAGAGCCUUCGAAAGCGCUCUUUACCCUUGAAGAUGGAGACAGUCCUUCCCAGAGUUUUGAUACUAGCAAGAGCAAGGGAGAGAGUGAAGCUCAGGACUCCAUCAGCAGGGGCUCAAAUGACUCCGUCCCAGUUAUCUCAUUUAAAGAGGCUGCCUCUGAGGAUGUCGGUGGUGCUGAGGAAGGAAGGCCUGACCUUCUUGUGAAUUUACCUGGUGAGCUGCAGCCAACCAAAGAGGCUUCAGCAAUGGACCCUACUAAGUUUUCACAGGCCAGUGCAGGCAGGCUGGAAAGUAAACUGUUGGAAGCCCCGGAUGUGUUGUGCCUCAGGCUGAGUUCUGAACAGUGUCGUGGCCUUGGAAAAGGUGGCCCAGAGGGACUGAGCGAUCCCACUGAAUUCUGUCCUGGUGGUGUGUCCCCAGAGCACGCUGCUCAGGCAGAUCCUGGGGUGGCAUUCAUGGCUGCCGUUGAUCACAGGAGCUCACGAGACCAGUUUCUGUCUUCCAGCUUACAUUCCGAGUCUGACGGGCUGGGGCAGGUGGAGGUAGCGGUCACUGCACAGGACUUGCAAGAAAGCCUGUUCCACAUUUCUAGUCCAUGCUCAGGUGCUAAAGAACACAGUGCACACUCAGACACUGCCACAUCGGAGGAGGUGUUGCUGUUCACAGAGCCAACUAAAGAAGAGGCGAACUCUCUGUUCCAGAGAGACUCAGAGGCCAAGGAGCGAAGUGUGGGAGCCGGGGGAGCCGACAAGGAAGUCCAUCAGAUCUUUGAGGACCUAGAUAAGCGAUUAGCAGUAAGCUCUAGGUUCUCCAUCCCAGAGGGCUGCGUUCAGAGAUGGGCAGCGGAAAUGGUGGUAGCCCUUGACGCCUUGCACAGAGAGGGGAUUGUGUGCCGAGAUCUGAACCCAAACAACAUCUUAUUGAAUGAUGGAGGACACAUUCAGCUAACGUAUUUUAGCAGGUGGAGUGAGGUUGAAGAUUCCUGUGACAGCGAUGCCGUAGCGAGGAUGUACUGCGCCCCAGAGGUUGGAGCAGUCACGGAAGAAACUGAAGCCUGUGAUUGGUGGAGCCUGGGUGCUGUCCUCUUUGAACUUCUCACUGGCAAGACAUUGGUGGAGUGCCACCCAGCGGGAAUAAAUACCCACACUACUUUGAACAUGCCAGAUUGUGUCUCUGAAGAGGCUCGUUCACUCAUUCAACAGCUCCUGCAGUUCAACCCUAUGGAGCGCCUGGGUGCUGGAGUGGCUGGUGUUGAAGAUAUCAAAUCUCACCCGUUUUUCACCCCGGUGGAUUGGGCAGAACUGACAAGAUGAGCACCACAUGGAGUGUCCUUACCAGACAGGUCCCCUUGUGACAGAGCUCCAGGAGUGUCUGGGCUUCCGGCACCCUGCAGCUCGUGCGCCAGAGCCUUGGAACAAGGACCUAAGAGGAAGUGAUGGGGCAGGAGGCUAACAGAUUCGCUUACACUUGCUGUCUGGAAAGAGACUAGCUAGCCGUCCCAGCAGCUGCGACGUACACACCUUCCGCGAGAUGAGGCGUGACUCACAGUGUCAUGCUCUGCCAGGAGGCUGGACGUGCAGAAGGAAGACUGACGAGUCUUUUGGUGGCAGCUGAUGGUGCUCCUGCUAAACAAGACUGGUUUACACGAUAUAGUCAAUAUUUGCUGAGUAACACACUAAAUGUGCUCUGUGAACAGUGUCAUCAGUGGGCUGGCAAAACAAAGUGGAGUGCCCAGUGCUGAGCAGGGCGGGUAUCUCUGAGGUGAAACACUCUUGCCAGCUUUGGACUUGCUGGCCGAUGCUGCUAACUCUGAGGGGCUCCUGGGAACGCGUCCGUGCCCCAGUUCCCCUCUCCCCUGCUCCAUUUCCUGCUUCCUCUGCUUCUUCUCCUGGGUUCUGCUUUUCCUACUUCUGUUAGCACACAUGCCACAAAAAGGGAAGGGGUAUCUAUUUCCCCAAAUGCCAGCUUAACAAGACUAAGAAAUCAUGGUGUCAAAUAAAUGUGGUUAAAUCUUG